UUAGUUUCACCGCACUCUCUGUGGUUGUGUCGUGAUGCUUGUUAAAUAAAAUCUGUUAGAAAUAUUUCUGAAAGUUUUUGAAUCAGGUCAGUAAAUACCUGUAAUAUUUUCAUCAUUAUAUUCGUGACUGAUUUUUUAAGCGAGCAAGAAUAUCUGGAGGAGUUUAUCAUCUGAACUGAGAUCUGCUGCUGUGAAGAUGGAGUUUGUUAAAGAAGAGAGUGAGGAGGACACGAGUGGACUAGAAACCAGCUCAAUAAAACUCGAGGAAUCAGAAACUUUGAGAAUAAAAAACGAAAUCCCAGAAACCUGGAAAAUAAAAUCAGAGGAGCCAGAAACAUUGAGAAUAAAACAGGAGGAGCAAGGAGAGUUUGAAGAAACUGAGGAGAACGAAGUAUUGAAUGAAGAUGAAGAGAAAAAUCAUGUCAAAACUGGAGAAAAAACUAUGAGUUGGUCUCCAACCAAAAUGAAAGAUUUACAGAAAAGAGGAGCCAAGAAAUCUUUCAACUGCACUCAGUGUGGAAGGAGCUUGACAAGCAAAUAUAGUCUGGAACGUCACAUGAGAAUUCAUACUGGAGAAAAACCUUUCACUUGUGAUCAGUGUGAAAAGAGUUUCACACAAUCAGCACACCUUAAGAAGCACAUGAACAUCCACACUGGAGAGAAACAAUACCCAUGUGAUCAAUGUGAUAAAACAUUUUUGAGCACUUCCGUCCUCAAGGAUCACAUGAAAGGUCAUACAAAGGAGAAGCCUUAUUCAUGUUAUUUGUGUGGAAAAAGUUUUUUACGUUUUUCAGUUUUGAAAGAACAUCAGAAAAUACAUACUAGUAUGAAAGAGUACAUGUGCUUUCAGUGUGAAAAGACUUUUACGUCAGCAAAGUGUUUAAAACUGCAUGAGAGGAUCCACUCUGGAGAAAAACCUAAUAAGUGUUCACACUGUGACGAGAGAUUCAGUGACUCAGCAAAUCUGAAAAAACACGAGAGGAGCCACACUGGAGAGAAACCAUAUCACUGCACUUCAUGUGGGAAGCGUUUCAAUAAUUCAUCUGCUCUUCACAGUCAUACAAAAAGAAAUCACAAGUUGAUAGAAGAAAUUGGGAAGAAUGAAGAAUCGGGUGAAGCUGAGGAAAAAAAUCAUGUGAAAACUGGAGAAAAACUUUUGAGCUCACAAACCAAACUGAAAGAUUUAAAGAAAAGAAUGGCUAAGAAAUCUUUCACCUGCAGUCAGUGUGGAAAGAGUUUCACACGUAAAUCAAAUCUUAAGCAUCACGUGAGAGUUCAUACUGGAGAGAAACCAUUCACUUGUGACCAAUCUGCACACCUUUAUGAACACAUGGACAUCCACACUGCAGAGAACCAGCACGCAUGCGAUCAGUGCGAUAAAAUGUUUUUAUGGGCUUCAGAUCUUCAGAAACAUUUGAAAGUUCAUUCAAAGGAGAAGACAUAUUCAUGUAAUUUGUGUGGUAAGAGUUUUUUGAGUCUACAAAAUUUGAAAGAACAUCAGAAAAUACAUACUGCUGUGGGAGAGUACAUGUGCUUUGAGUGUGAAAAGACUUUUACUUCCACAACUUCUUUAAAACUGCACGAGAAGAUUCACACUGGAGAAAAACCUUAUAAGUGUCCACACUGCAACAAGCGAUUCAGUGAUUCAAGAGACCUAAAAAGACAUGAAAGGAUCCACACUGGAGAGAAACCUUACAAGUGUUUACAAUGUGACAAGAGAUUCAGUCAGUCAGAAAAUCUGAAAAGACACAAUAGGACCCAUACUGGAGUAAAACCUUACGAGUGUUCACAAUGUAACAAGAGAUUCAGUGAAUCAGUGCAUCUGAAAAGACACUGUAGGAUCCACACUAGCGAAAAACCUCAUAAGUGUUCACACUGUGACGAGAGAUUCAAUGAAAUGGGAGACCUAAAAAGACAUGAGAGGAUCCACACUGGGGUGAAACCUUAUAAGUGUUUACAAUGUGACAAGAGGUUCAGUCAGUCAGCAUCUCUGAAAUCACACGAGAGGAUUCACACUGGAGAGAGACCUUAUAAGUGUUCACACUGUGACAAGAGAUUCAGUGUGUCAUCAACUCUGAAAUCACACGAGAGGAUCCACACUGGAGAGAAACCUUACAAGUGUUCACACUGUGACGAGAGAUUCAGACAGUAUACAUCUCUUAAAACACACGAGAGGAUUCACACUGGAGAGAAACCAUAUCAGUGCACUGCAUGUGGGAAGUGUUUCAUUCAAUCAUCUUCUCUAAACAGUCAUAUGAAAAACAAUCACAGCAAGUCUCCGUACAAACAGAGACAUGUUUAGCUAUAUGCGUAAAAAAAAAAGUGUAUCAUAUAGGCCUUUCAUCCAGACAGAUCGGCCAUUUUGGGAGCCUACUUAUUGCUAAUUGUGAAACCUUUUUUUUACACUGGUUCCCAGAGUGGAUACAUCUGAAAAUGACACAUCCAUAUAUUUUGUGAAAUAAAAUGGUCAUCACCCCACAUCUCUACCUCAACAACAAUAACAGGUGGACUACAUGCUUGUUUUCGUGCUGCAGAAGCCUAUUAGCUUUACUGACUUUUAUUGUUUUUGUGUUGGAGCAUGUGCAUAAACUUUGCUGCACGCUGUAUACAAAACCAAGUCAUCAUCAUCUUUUUUAGAGUAUCUCUGGCAGAAUUACAGCACCGCACAUUGUUUGGCAUGAGAACUACAUUUUGAGUCAGUUUUGUGUGUACACAGAUAUUUCUUGAGACAACGCUGUUUUAUGGAAGAAUGAGAAAUAAAAAGAUUGGAUAUGGAAA
This is a messenger RNA of Carassius gibelio (silver crucian carp), 2778 nucleotides long. RefSeq names its product zinc finger protein 271. NCBI's taxonomy places the organism in Eukaryota, Metazoa, Chordata, Actinopteri, Cypriniformes, Cyprinidae. The transcript is spliced from 3 exons. The record is from RefSeq and is a predicted model, not a curated record. Gene Ontology annotation, molecular function: RNA polymerase II transcription regulatory region sequence-specific DNA binding; DNA-binding transcription factor activity, RNA polymerase II-specific. Gene Ontology annotation, cellular component: nucleus. The coding region runs from base 197 to 2302 and encodes 701 amino acids. Gene Ontology annotation, biological process: regulation of transcription by RNA polymerase II.